Messenger RNA from Hippopotamus amphibius kiboko, 3339 nucleotides. It is a transcript of the gene QSOX1, whose product is annotated as quiescin sulfhydryl oxidase 1. Lineage: Eukaryota; Metazoa; Chordata; Mammalia; Artiodactyla; Hippopotamidae. The coding region runs from base 92 to 2335 and encodes 747 amino acids. Gene Ontology annotation, biological process: protein folding. Gene Ontology annotation, cellular component: Golgi membrane. The transcript has 12 exons. The record is from RefSeq and is a predicted model, not a curated record. Gene Ontology annotation, molecular function: flavin-dependent sulfhydryl oxidase activity; protein disulfide isomerase activity.
CCACGACAAAGACAGGAGGUGCCGCGGAGCCACGGGGCACCGAGUGGUUCGAAACUUGCGCGCAGCGGUGGACUCCGCGCAGCUGCCGAGGAUGGGGUGGCGCGGCCGCGGCGGUGAGCCGCAGCCGUCGCUGCUGCUGCUGCUGCCGCUGUCGCUGCUGCUGGCGGUGCCUGGCUGUGGCGCGGCCCCGCGCUCGGCGCUCUACUCGCCCUCCGACCCGCUGACGCUGCUGCAGGCGGACACGGUGCGCGGCGCCGUGCUGGGCUCCCGCAGCGCCUGGGCGGUGGAGUUCUUCGCCUCCUGGUGCGGCCACUGCAUCGCCUUCGCUCCGACGUGGAAGGCGCUGGCCAACGACGUCAAAGAUUGGAGGCCGGCGCUGAAUCUCGCUGCCCUGGACUGUGCUGAGGAGACCAACAAUGCAGUCUGCAGGGACUUCAACAUCCCUGGCUUCCCGACCGUGAGGUUCUUUAAGGCCUUUUCCAAGACUGGCUCAGGAGCGACACUGUCAGUGGCUGGUGCUGAUGUGCAGACGCUGCGGGAGAGGCUGAUUGAUGCCCUGGAGUCCCACAGUGACACGUGGCCACCCGCCUGUCCCCCACUGAAGCCUGCCAGGCUGGAGGAGAUUACUGAAUUCUUUGCAAGAAAUGCUGAAGAGUACCUGGCCCUGAUAUUUGAAAAGGAAGGCUCCUACCUGGGUAGAGAGGUGACUCUGGACCUGUCCCAGCACAAGGGCAUAGCGGUGCGCAGGGUCCUGGACACAGAGCGUGGCGUGGUGAGCAAGUUUGGUGUCACCGACUUCCCAUCUUGCUACCUGCUGUUCCGGAAUGGCUCUUCCUCCCGGGUCCCCGUGCUUAUGGAAUCCAGGUCUUUCUACACAACGUACCUGCAGAGAUACUCUAGGGGCACCAGGGAUGCUGCCUGGACCACGACUGCGCCAACCAGCACUAACGCGGUAGCCCCCACCGUGUGGAAGGUUGCAGAUCGCUCCAAGAUCUACAUGGCCGACCUGGAAUCUGCGCUGCACUACAUCCUCCGGGUCGAAGUGGGCAAGUUUUCUGUCCUGGAGGGGCAGCGCCUGAUGGCCUUGAAAAAGUUCGUGGCGGUGCUGGCCCAGUACUUCCCUGGCCAGCCCUUAGUCCAGAACUUCCUGCACUCCGUGGAUGAUUGGCUCAAGAAGCAGCAGAAAAAGAAAAUUCCCUACAGUUCCUUUAAAACCAUCCUGGACACCAGGAAGGAGGGCACUGUGAUUGCCGAGAAGGUGCACUGGGUGGGCUGCCAGGGGAGCAAGCCGCAUUUCCGGGGCUUUCCCUGCUCCCUGUGGAUCCUCUUCCACUUCCUGACCGUGCAGGCAGCUCGGCAAAACGUAGACCCCGCACAAGAAACAGCCAAGGCCCAGGAGGUCCUGCAGGCCAUCCGGGGCUACGUCCGCUCCUUCUUUGGCUGCCGAGACUGCGCUGGCCACUUCGAGCAGAUGGCCGCUGCCUCCAUGCACCAGGUGGAGAAUCUGAACAGCGCCGUCCUCUGGUUCUGGUCUAGCCACAACAAGGUCAAUGCACGCCUCGCAGGUGCCCCCAGCGAGGACCCCCAGUUCCCCAAGGUGCCGUGGCCGCCCCGUGAGCUCUGUCCCGCCUGCCGCAGUGAGCUGCGGGGUGCGCCUGUGUGGGACCUGGACAACACCCUCAACUUCUUGAAGACCCACUUCUCCCCGAGCAACAUCGUCCUAGACCUUCCUUCGGCUGGGCUGGGCCCCCGGAGGGGUGUACAGAGGAUGGCGGUCGCCCCAAAGCAGGUGGAGCUGGAGCUGGCGACGGGGAAUUUUACUGUGGGCCCUGAGAAGGCUGGGAUCGUGGCGGGCCCAGGGACCGCGUCCCCUGGAGCCACCGUCCCAGAUGUUGCAGCAGAGGGACUGGGGGCUGGCCUCGGCCUGGCCAGAGACGAGCCAGACCAGGACGCUCCUGAGCACACAGCGGAGCUUCAGAGGGAUGAGUCGGAGCGGCCGAGAGGGCAGCGGCGCUUGAGCAGGCGAGACACAGGAGCCGUGUUGUUGGCUGAGUCCCUGGCUGAGAAGAGCCCCCCCAGGGGCCCUUCAGAGCUGAGGCGAGUGGGCCGCAGCUCCAAGCAGCUGGCCGGCGUCCCUGACGGGGAGCCAGAGGCCGGGGCCAGGCAGGGCCGGGGCCCGUGGCUGCAGCUGCUGGAGGGGGACGUCUCCCACCUGGACAUCAGCCUCUGUGUGGCGCUGUACUCCCUGUCCUUCAUGGGCCUGCUGGCCGUGUACACCUACUUCCGGGCCAGGAUGAGGGCCCUGAAGGGCUGUGCCAGCCACCCCGCAGCCUGACCCGUCCCGCUUGGGAGGGUCAGGAUAGGGAGCGGCCAUCCACGGCUCUUCCAACCCCCCCCACCGCCACCUUGGUCCUUGUCCGGGGAAAUCCAGGAAAAGCGGUUGCUGGAGCAACCCUCCCUGUGGCUUCUGGAAAGGGAUGUACUAUAGACAUGGUCCCCUGCCAGCACAGGGGAGGACAGCCUUGGGCAUUGGGGUAGGGAGGCUCCGUCCUGGGCCUCUCAGCAGCAAAUUCCUCUUUUUCAGCUUGUUUGAAGUCCCGCCUCAUUCUCCUUGAAGCUUCCAUGUUUCACGCUUGGUGUUGGCCCUAAACUGGGGCAAGUGAGGCUGCAGCCCCCAAGGUUCCCCAUCUCCAGAGGAGGGGCCCUGGGGCUGGAGUGGACGCCUCACGACAUCCUGGGACUCCGCCCGUCCUGCUACAAAGAGCCCUUUGCGCCAAAGAAGGAAGGACUGCCUCUGGCCCUAUGUGCCUGCCCGUUCUCCAGCCCCCCAGACCCCCCACCCCGGGUGGGGUUGGGCUUUAGGGUGGGCUCUGGAAGCUUCUGGAAGUCAUGCUGGUCUCCCAGGUGAGGUCUGCGGGAGGAGAGCCUCUGGCUGGCUCCUUUCCAAACCUCGGGUACAGGAAGAGUCCAGGCUGGCAUCGGUGGGGGGAUGGUCCUGGGGUGGGGGGUUGAGGGAGGGCUGUUGGGGUCUCUAGUGCCUUAGCUGUGAGAGGUCGCGUGAAGCAUUUGCUUUGAAUGUGCUUUGGCUUCUGUGCAUUGGGCUCGACCCUUCUUGGAGCUGGGUCUUUAGUCUCUUGAUUUUAGUCUCCAAAAUAGAUGCUAAUCUUUGACUGUGGAGGGAGCUGGUGGAAGGGGAGUAUCGUCCCUCUUGAGGGUCCACCUCCCGUCAUGUAGAGGUGAAAAGGGUCGGAGGGGAGAUUGACCCUGUACACAUGCUUGGCUCCCACUCUACCCCACUGUUGCAGAGGCUGUGAAAUAAAUUAUUUUUGUUAAGGCAAA